UGUGGGAUAUGCAGACAUAGACUCAUGGAAUCAACGAGGUGGGAAAAGACCUUUGAGCUCCCGAGGUUCUUCCCAUGGUUGCUCCGAUGUCCCUAUUCCACGACCUUCGCGCUGGGGAAGCCUCGCUCUGCGCAUCCCACGCGUGUUCGGGGGGACCCCGCCUCCGGGGCGGCAUUCCAGGGGUUUUCCUUCCUUUCCAUCCCCAAUUCCCGCAGAAUUCCUGCUCUUUUGGGGCUUCGGAGGCUCUUUGGAGGACUAUCGACCACCGAGCUGCUCCGGGAGGACUGAGCGGCGCCUUCUCACCAUGGAGAACCCUCCCCUCCCGCCGCAGCACAGGGGGGCACUUCCGCUUCCGGCAGCGCGGGAGGAGCCGGUUGCCGGCGCCCGGGGCUCGUCCCCCCCCCCCCAUUAGUUCAUUAAUGACAUUAAUUAAUCGCUAUUAAUGGACUAAUCGCGGCCGCUCGGGGGCUCUUGGGCAGGAGGAGCCGCGCCGGGGGACGAGGCCCGAGGAGGAGAAGCGGCGACAACGGAGCCGGAGCCUGAGGAAAGGUUCUCUUUGCUUCCCGGCUGGAACGAUGCAGGAGAACUACGACUCCCUCCUCCUGCUGGAAUUCCCCAUUCCCAAACCCACCGUCAUCUCCCGCCUGGAGCUGGAGGAGGAGCUGGGGGUGCCCGAUCCCAACGAUUCCAAGGAAUGGGAAAUCCUCAGGGUGGCCCCUGCAGAUGACGGCACAUGGAGCGGGAAUGACGAGGACCCCCCGGCUCCGCCACAUCCCGACAUCCCCUUAUCCCAUGGGAUCAAGGCCGCUGCUUCCCACCCCCCUCCCUCCCUCAGCCCUUCCUGGCUCCCUCCGGAAGCUCCUUCCCAAAUCCCAGCUCCCAAAUCCCGACGUUCAUUCCCAGCUCCCCCCCGAGCGCUCCCAAGGGAGAAACCCUUCAAAUGUGGGGAUUGUGGGAAGAGCUUCACCCGCAAUUCCAACCGGAAUGCCCAUCAGCGCACCCACGGCCCUUCCCAAACCUAUCCCAAAUGCGGGAAUUCCGCCCCCCGCCGCCUCCUUUCCAAACCCCAUUCCUGCUCCACGUGUGGGAUGAGCUUCCCGUGGAGUUCCGAUCCCAUUCGCCACAAUGGACCUUUGGAAUGUCCGGGAUGUGGGAAGAGUUUCCAUGGGAAUUCCAAGCUCCAGCGUCGGAAAGCUUUGGGAAUGAGGCCCUAUCGCUGCUCCGACUGCGGGAGGAGCUUCAGCUACAGCUCAGCAUUCCUGAAACACCAACGGAAUCACGGUCAGGAUCGGGCCCAGCAGCAUUCCCAGGGUGGGAAUUGCUUCCCGGGAAGCUCCGGGCUCAGGCGGCACCAGCGGAGCCAUCUGGGAUAAGGGCUCAUCCCUUGGGAAUCAGCUGGAGCUCGUGGAAUGCAGGGAUGUGGGGCUGGAGGUGGGUCCGGAUGGAUCCCAGAGGUGCCAGGUGGGAUUCCAGGGGGCUGGAAUCAUGUUGGGAAUGGACCCAAGGGGCUGUUUUGCUGCUUCCAUGGGGAAUUCGAUGUCUGGGGUGAGGGAUGAUCCAAUGGGAAUGAGUUGGAGCUCAUGGACAUGGAGCUGGAGGUGGCUGCAGAUGGGAUCUAAGAGGUUCCGGAUGGAUCCAAGGGGUUCCAUGGGGCUGGAAUCACGUUGGGAAUGGACCCAAGGGGACAUAUCACUGCUUCCAUAUGGAAUUCGAUGUCUGGGAUGAGGGAUGAUCCAAUGGGAAUGAGCUGGAGCUCAUGGACAUGGAGCUGGAGGUGGCUCCUGAUGGAUCCAAGAGGUUCCAGAUGGGAUCUAAGGGGUUCCAUGGGGCUGGAAUCACGUUGGGAAUGGACCCAAGGGGCUGUUUUGCUGCUUCCAUGUGGAAUUCGAUGUCUGGGAUGAGGGAUGAUCCAUUGGGAAUGAGCUGGAGCUCAUGGACAUGGAACUGGAAGUGGCUCCUAAUGGAUCCAAGAGGUUCCAGAUGGGAUCUAAGAGGUUCCAGAUGGAUCCAAGGGGUUCCAUGGGGCUGGAAUCACGUUGGGAAUGGACCCAAGGGGACAUAUCACUGCUUCCAUGGGGAAUUCGAUGUCUGGGAUAAGGCACAAUCCAUUGGGAAUGAGCUGGAGCUCAUGGACAUGGAGCUGGAGGUGGCUCCUGAUGGAUCCAAGACGUUCCAGAUGGGAUCUAAGAGGUUCCAUGGGGCUGGAAUCACGUUGGGAAUGGACCCAAGGGGCUGUUUUGCUGCUUCCAUGUGGAAUUCGAUGUCUGGGAUGAGGGAUGAUCCAUUGGGAAUGAGCUGGAGCUCAUGGACAUGGAACUGGAAGUGGCUCCUAAUGGAUCCAAGAGGUUCCAGAUGGGAUCUAAGAGGUUCCAGAUGGAUCCAAGGGGUUCCAUGGGGCUGGAAUCACGUUGGGAAUGGACCCAAGGGGCUGUUUUGCUGCUUCCAUGGGGAAUUCGAUGUCUGGGAUAAGGCAUAAUCCAUUGGGAAUGAGCUGGAGCUCAUGGACAUGGAGCUGGAGGUGGUUCAUGGGGGGAUCCAAGAGGUUCCGGAUGGAUCCAAGGGGUUCCAUGGGGCUGGAAUCACGUUGGGAAUGGACCCAAGGGGACAUAUCACUGCUUCCAUAUGGAAUUCGAUGUCUGGGAUAAGGCAUAAUCCAUUGGGAAUGAGCUGGAGCUCAUGGACAUGGAGCUGGAAGUGGCUUCAGAUGGGAUCUAAGAGGUUCCGGAUGGAUCCAAGGGGUUCCAUGGGGCUGGAAUCACGUUGGGAAUGGACCCAAGGGGCUGUUUUGCUGCUUCCAUGUGGAAGAGAAUCCCAUGGGAAUCCCAUAAGUGUGUCCUCAAUGCAAGAAGCAGCUUUGGGAUCCCCCAAAUCCCUGUGGGAUCCAUGUCAUAUCCAUGGAUGUUGUGCCGUGGGGUGGCUGGGGCCUGGUUUUCCCUAUGGAAUGGGGUUGGGAGUGGGAAAAGAGCUUGGAAAAGGGGGAAAAGAGCCGGGAAAAGUGGAAUUCCACCCCCUGUACGAGCACCAGGAGCCGGGAACGUCCCUAUGGAGCCUCCCCCAUUCCAGAGUAAAGAGUUUUCCAGCCUGGA
Molecule: messenger RNA, 3086 nt
Organism: Strigops habroptila (Kakapo)
Lineage: Eukaryota; Metazoa; Chordata; Aves; Psittaciformes; Psittacidae
Product: zinc finger protein 629-like
Exons: 4
Coding region: 576-1373 (265 amino acids)
Biological process (GO): regulation of transcription by RNA polymerase II
Cellular component (GO): nucleus
Molecular function (GO): DNA-binding transcription factor activity, RNA polymerase II-specific; RNA polymerase II transcription regulatory region sequence-specific DNA binding
Source: RefSeq, a predicted model, not a curated record